CAGACAUUGAGUAUAGCUCUGUGAGGCUCACCAAAAUACCCUGAUCCCGCUUUGCUCGAGGCUAAUUCCUGUGAUCAAGUGAAGCUAGCAAUCCGAACAAUCAGCACGAAAUAAUCCAACUGUAUUGCUAGGCAAGCAUGAGAACAUAAUUAAGCACAGUCCGAAACGGACGGGGACACCUGUUGUACCGUGUGCCGUGGGACUCCCAAGGCUGUGGUUACAUGGCAUUUGAACUCCACUCCAAUUCAGUCAAGCAUUGUCAUUGACUGCACAAGCCUGAUUUCUUGGGGUGGAAUUCGGAAAGACGUUGGCCUGGGCAGAGAGUGGAGCUCCGCUCAAGAAGUAUACACAGAUGGCGCAGCAGCGGAUAGACAGGCUUUGGUCGGAGGUGCAGCGUACUGAGCAAAAGAUUGAGGAGCAGCAGGAGAAGAUAGAAAAGGCCAUUGAGGAUGAGAAGCCCCAGAAGCUUGUUGACAGCUACAUGGAGGAGAAGGCUCGCCUAGUCGCAAAGGAGAAGGACCUGAGCCAGCAGCUGAUGGCCCUGCAGACGCAGCUGAUAACCCCAGCAGGCAUGAGGGCCGUGGAAUAUCAGGCGUCCAACGGCAUAGAUCAUCGCCCUCUAGGGAGGCGUUCUGUGGCGACUGAUGCCACCAAGCCAGACAGCAACUUCUAUGUGGAGAGUGCCAUGGUGGACAGCCUGGCCGAUGACAUGGCCACAGGCUUGGUCGUGCUGUACAGAGAUCCUCGUCAAAGUGGGAAGACCACGGACGCAUUGGCAGUAUGCCGUCGGCUGCGCCAAUCCGGCAUCCAGGUCGCAUACGUGGAUCUCGGUGAUGCGGCAGGGAGUGCUUUUGACGAGGCGGCCACAAAUGCGGAACCAAUCUGGAGGGAGGUGCUGGAGGAAUUUGACAUCGCCGGGGUGCCUGGCAAGUCAAGCUACCGGACCUUCAGGAGCUUUUUGAAGCGUCCUGAGGGCCCACGGGUGGCAGUGGUGUUUGAUGAGUGUGAUACUCUGCACCAGCUGCCCGUCGUCUUCAAACGCUGGCUCAUGGGCGUUCGUUUGUUGUCGCAACAGCGUUUCCCAGACAGCAGGCUGUGUGGCCAGAUGCUGGUGGGCACACCGCGCAUGGAGGAGGCCAUCCCCAAUUCCCUGGACGGCAUCGCAUGGUCCAAGCUCAUAGUGGGUGCGGUACAAUCUCCUUCUCGCUUCUCGCCCACCGAGGUGGGUGAGCUCCUCUGCCAGAUGGUCGCCGCACGCAACAGGCGCCUCAGCGACUCCAUCGAGGACUGGGCGUCCUCGCUGUGGAGCCACACGGAGGGGUCCAAAGGCCUCACGGGCAUUUGCCUGCGAGAGCUGGACAUCGAGUGCUUCAGCACCCUGUCAGAGUGCAAGCUGUCAGCGUGGGAGAAGUCUCUGCGCCACGACCUGGUCAAGCGCCUGACAAGAGGUACCAGGACGGCAUACGAUCGCAUGCUGAGCGCUGUGGACACCUCCGAUCCGACCAUGCAGGCGAUCAUCGAGAAUCUUCUGUUGACUGGGCGCCAUGCAGUGCCUGAUCCUGACAGCCUCUGCAACGCCGAAUAUGAACUGCUGUGCGACGGGGUUGUCCGCGUCGCGGGUGUGGCGGGAGGUCAUUACCUCGAGGCGUCCUCCCCCAUGCUGGCUGCGGCUAUGCUUAACGCCGCCCUCGAUUCAAUUCAGGAUUUGCCACAGCUACCAGCGCCGCCGGCAGAGCCCACCGCCCGGGAAUUGGGGGAGUACCUUUUGGAGAACGGUUUGGGCCAAUUCCAGAGCAGCAGGCUACUGCAAGAGAAGGUCCGGACAUCUGAUGGCCAGCAAGUGCUGGAGUGGGCAUUGCAGCAUGAGCUCAGCCGAGGCCUGCACUUCGCACUUCGCAGCGCUGUGUUGUUCACCACCCUGGAGUUCAAGGAUCUAAAGCUGGCAGUGGAGGUGCGCAACACAGCGUACCAAGCCCCAGGAGCGAGCGGCGGCGGCGGCGGCGGCGGCGGCAGCAGCCGUAGCAGGAGCAUAAUUGACAGCGCGCCGGCUGAGAGCCAGACUAGCAUGGGUGCUGGCACAGCAGAGUCAGCUCGCAGGACUGGCCCGCCAAGUGUGUCGCAAGGCAGCAGCGCCAGCCAAUAUGCAGGUGCAACAGAGGCUGACAGGUGCAGGCGUUUAGAUUUGUACGUUGGCAAUGGUCAGUACAGCACCGGCUAUGAGCUCAGCUCGGCAGCCUCAGCUGCGGAUCUCAAGGAUCACGUCCAGCGCAGUGUCAAAUACAGCGAGCAGCACAACUGUCAGGUGUUUGCUGUGAACCUGCAGCGCCCCAAGCGCCCGCGCGGCCGCCCCCGGAAGAAAGCUCUGCCGCCUUCCGAGGCGCUGACUCAGGCACAGCUGAAGGAUGCGAUGGGAAACUUUGCGUCCUGGCCAAAAGAGCACUGUGACAAGGUGGUCUUUGUCAACGUGCUGCUAGAGCUGGAGCUGGGACGCGUCCUGCUGCAGUACGUGGACGAGCCAGACGUGGUGAAGGUGAUCCAGCUCAGCGAGCCUCAGGGCCAAGUCCGGGAGACAGCGCUGCGGCUGUCCACCAAGCACUGGUUACGAGCGUUUGCUAAGGAGGCGCGCGAACUGGGUGGCUUGGGAGAAGAGUUGAAUGCUUCGGGCUUCAUGGCCAGCUUCAUGGAAUGGCGAUACAUGCAGCAGGACAAGCGCCUCCACAUCCAGCGCAUUGACGAGCUCAACCUUUUGCCGGCAUGA
This is a messenger RNA of Coccomyxa subellipsoidea C-169, 2758 nucleotides long. RefSeq lists its product as hypothetical. The coding region runs from base 353 to 2758 and encodes 801 amino acids. The record is from RefSeq and is a predicted model, not a curated record. Lineage: Eukaryota; Viridiplantae; Chlorophyta; Trebouxiophyceae; Coccomyxaceae. The transcript is spliced from 14 exons.